Molecule: messenger RNA, 1743 nt
Organism: Parascedosporium putredinis
Lineage: Eukaryota; Fungi; Ascomycota; Sordariomycetes; Microascales; Microascaceae
Source: the annotation of a GenBank genome assembly
AUGGACCUCUCCGACAGGGAUAACGAACCGUCAUCCUUGCUGAUGGGCUCGACGGCUGCCUCUUAUCCGACUGUGUGGGCCAUGGAGAGUCUAGCCAAGACCGGCGUUGAAGGCACUGGUCUUUGGCCCCAAGACGACUGCGAGGAUUUGGCGAUGCCUAAAGUAGAAGCCAUGGAUGAUGACCUCGACAUGAGCCUACUAAACCAGCUACCUACUGCAGGUAUAGAAGAAGGAGUCGUACCGAAAACCGCCGAGGUGAAACCAAAACGCCCAAGAGGUCGCCCACGAAAGCACCCGCUUACACCCAUCGUCAACACCAACAAGGUAACCAAAGGUCGCUCAAAAACCGGCUGCAUUACCUGCCGGAAGAGGAAGAAGAAGUGUGAUGAAGCAAAACCCCGAUGCAUGAAUUGCGAGAAGAACGCCGUGGUCUGUGAGGGCUACCACGAGAAGCAGAUCUGGAAAAGCGGCAAGGAGAGGGCCGAGGAGGCGCGCCUUCGGAGAGAGAGCCUACCCGUGAUCACCAUGCAGCCUCUCUUCCACGGCAUGGAAACUCUAGAGGACAGCAUUUUCUGGAAGCACUACUGCAACCAUCUCAGCAACGUCCUAACGGUAGAAGGAGAACACCGAAAUGCAUUCAAGGACAUCGUGCUCCAGAUAGCGACGCGGCACAAGGGUCUGAUGCACUCAAUACUCGCACUCAGUAGCAAGCACAUUGACUACGCCACCCCAUAUGGCGCCAAAGUUCUCCAGGAUAACCCCGAAACGUCGAUUGAAGCCCUCCAGACCCGAGCCGAUUUCCACCACGAAGAGUCGAUGAAGUGUUUCUACGACGACAUCUCCAAGUCAAAUGACAAGGACGACGCGGAGAAUACUAUUAUCCUCACGGCUCGAUAUGGUCAAAUGCUUUGCCUUUUGCUUCAGACGCUAGUUGAAGGAAACCCGAGGGGCGAGCAUAGGGUACACCUCCAGGCGUACAAGAAUCUAAUAAAGCACUCGCCGCCAGAGGACCCCGGUUUCCUGAGCUUCAUCACGGAAUUUUUCGAAUAUCACACCUUUGCCGACGAACUCCUCGCGUACCCUUCGAACUCGUACGGCCUACGGUGCGAUUCCCUACUCGACAUUGGAGAGUGGCCUCCGGAAGUUGGUCUUCACCCGCCGCGGCUCAUCGGUGUAACUGACGGGCUCUUCGGAUACAUGAGACGGAUAACGGGCAUACGGAAUACAAUCCGGGCUAACAUGGCUACCAACGCAGGGAUGGUGGUUGACUACGAGAGCCUCUACCACUCCGCGGAGAUUAACGCUUCGAUCCGUUCAUGGAUGCCUCACUGGCCUCCCGGAGAUAGCAGGGAUAGGGUAUCCCUCCUCUAUAAGCAGACCAUGUGGGUUUAUCUCUUCCAGACAGUCAAUCCGCCAACCAACAGUGGGUGCCUACCUGCUCUUUGGAACUCGCCGGAGGGCCUAGUGGACACGACUGCCAUCGAUUCACAAGUGCCCCCAAGUCCGGUAUCGAGUAGCGUCGAUCCUCACACCGGAGAGCUUCGCCGUCGCUCCUGCCCGUCACCGUCGACUUCGAUCUCGGGCGCCCAUGAUGUAUGCAUGGCACACCAAGCGACACCCCGCGACCAGUAUCUAUGCAUGGUGAGGUCAGUCUCGAUUCGAUUCACCAACAAUCGCCAACAUCUCCAUCUCCUCCCGUACGACGGCUCGUUAUCCAAGAUGCCCGCAUGGCAUUGGCGAUAG